UUGGACAAAACAUACAUGGUUCUCAGGAUAUGUUUUUAGUAGUGUUUCUACAGCAGCCAUAUGUGGUUACGGUUACAUUAUUGUGUAUGUGUAGUUUUCAUUUGUUCGUCAUAUGUUCCUCAAUAGUAGGAGGAACAUAUGAAGUGAAGGGUCUUGGUGUCCUCCACCAGGAAUUUUUUAACAUCAAACAUUUAAUUUCCUGCAUUUUGGUGAAGUUUUAUGCACCAAUUCAUCCUCUUUCUGCAAUAGUUUAUAGUGGAAAUGUUAAUUUUUUAUUUUCAUUUUUUAAGCAAAGGAAAACACUAAAUUCAGGCACAGUGAGUAAUGCUAUGCUUGUUUUUUUUCUUUUUGUUUUUUUAAAUGCACAUUAUCUAAAUGCAAAGGGUGUGUAUCCCCUGCAACCCCCUGAAGUCUACGCCUGUCAUCUUUACUCUGAAGGUGCGCUAGUCUGUGUCCACCUGGACGUCUUAUAGCGGCCGUCUGCAGCUGGUAGUGGAUUAGUGGUUACCUUUGCAAGUCUGGCUUUGUUGUCAAAAAACAACAACCACCCCAUGUCCUCCACAACGUCCACCUGGUGGGCGAACAGGGUGUGUGGUGCACAGUCAGGGCCCUCUGAUUACCUUUUGAAAUCUUAAUUAACAAGAUACCAGUCCUUUAUCUUUAUUUAUUUUUGAGACUCAAUUUAUUUGGAUUAGAUUCCACUUUAUUGUCAUUGAGUACAAGCACAAGGAAAUGCAGUGUGCACUUUGGGAUUAAAGUUUUUCUUCGACUUAAGUCUUUAUUUCUGGUCUUUGAUCAGAAUCAUAUGAUGAUUGACUCUGGUGUAGCAGCCAUGGCUCCUUUUCUUACAUCAUAAUCAUGAUGACUCUCAGAGGAGGAGCUGAUUUGGUGGCUGCAGGUGAGAUCAUGAAUGAAUCAACAGCUCUGGUGAAGCAGCUCUUCUUGUCAUUUCCUGGACUCUCCCUCUCCUUCUUCAGACCCACCCCUCCUUUCUAGCAGGACCCCCCGGCGGUCCCCGGACCCCAGCUUGGGAACCCCACCGGGGGUUUGAGCCAUCCCACUCUGCGGGCUCCAUGCUACUAUUGUCUAACUGGGGAGAGCGGGCUAUUUGCAAAAUAAAGGUGGCCUCCUGGUGUCGGACUGAUCCACUCGGCGGCGGCGGCGGUAGAAUGAGCCUCAGUCCUCCGGGCUUCUCCUCCCAGACAGCCGCGGCUCGUCGGCGGUCGGAUGCUGGAAGUCCUCGGCGAUAAGUGCGCACGUAAAGGGGGGAGAGAAAGAAGGAGAAGGGACGCGGAAGGAAAGGAUCCAGAGGCGCAUUUUUUUAAUACCAAAUCGGGACACAUGUUGAGCUAACGGACCACCUCCUCCUCCCCCCCUCCUCUCGCUUCUCCUCCCAAAUGCAUUUGUUGCCUCAAUCGCUUUCCCGUUACUAAUUACUCCGCGUCAGGAUAAAGCCUCUUUCCUCCUCCUCCUCCUCCUCCUGCUGCUCUCCGGCUCCGAGGAUCACCGCUUCUUUGGAGGGCAACGAGAAUGGAUCUGAGUAAAAUUGCUGUCAGCAUCAAUAAGGCCAUCAACACACAGGAGGUCGCUGUCAAAGAGAAGCAUGCCAGGACCUGCAUCUUGGGGACCCAUCAUGAGAAAGGCGCCCACACCUUCUGGGCGGCCGUCAACCGGCUUCCUCUGUCCAGCAACGCCGUGCUCUGCUGGAAGUUCUGCCACGUCUUCCACAAGCUGCUGCGGGACGGACACCCAAACGUGAUAAAGGACUCCAUGAGGAACAAGGCUGAUUUAACUGAUAUGAGCAGGAUGUGGGGUCACCUUAGUGAAGGCUAUGGGAAGCUGUGCAGCAUCUACCUCAAACUGCUCAUCACCAAAAUGGAGUUUCACAUCAAAAACCCUCGUUUCCCCGGCAACCUUCAGAUGUCAAACAGACAGCUCGACGAGGCGGGAGAGAAUGACGUCAACAACUUCUUCCAGCUGACAGUAGAGAUGUUUGACUACCUGGAGUGUGAGCUCAACCUCUUCCUGGGAGUGUUCAGCUCUCUGGACAUGUCUCGGUCGGUGUCGGUGACGGCGGCGGGUCAGUGUCGUCUGGCUCCCCUCAUCCAAGUCAUCCUGGACUGCAGCCACCUGUAUGACUACACCGUCAAGCUGCUGUUUAAGCUGCACUCCUGCCUUCCAGCUGACACUCUGCAGGGCCACAGAGAUCGCUUCCAGGAGCAGUUUAAGAAGCUAAAGAGUUUGUUCUAUCGCUCCAGUAACUUGCAGUAUUUCAAGAGGCUGAUUCAGAUCCCACAGUUGCCUGAGAACCCUCCUAACUUCCUGCGAGCCUCUGCUCUGUCGGAGCACAUCAGCCCCGUGGUCGUGAUCCCCGCCGAGUCGUCGUCCCCCGAGUCAGAGCACGUGGUGGAAACGGACGACCUGGUGGACACAGAUGUCCCCGCGCUGCCGGCCGCUGUGGAGACCAAGUUUGACGACCUGUUCGGCACUUCGGCUGCUAUCGACCCGUUCAACUUCAACAGUCAGAACGGCAUGCGCAAGGACGACAAAGACCGUCUGAUCGAACAGCUGACGAGGGAGAUCCAGGCCCUAAAAGAAGAGCUGGAAUCUUUCAGACUGGAGAGCGGUCGGCUGUGUCAGGCGCUGAGGGGGCGUGUCAGCGAGCUGGAGGCGGAGCUGGCCGAGCAGAGCCACCUGAGGCUGCAGGCUGUCGGAGAGAGCGAGUUCCUGAAGGCAGAGCUGGACGACCUGCGGAGGGUCCGAGAGGACACGGAGAAGGAGCAGCGGAGCCUGACGGAGAUCGAGAGAAAAGCUCAAGCCAACGAGCAGCGCUACACCAAACUGAAGGAGAAGUACACAGAGCUGGUUCAGAGUCACGCAGACCUGCUGAGAAAGAACGCAGAGGUGACCCGGCAGAUGACAGUCGCUCGGGCAGCACAGGAUGAAGUGGAGGCCGUGAGGAAAGAGAUGCAGGAGAAGGUGAAGGCCGCUCAGGAGGCUGCAGACAGACAGGAGAACGAACAGCUGGAUCAGCUUCAGGAGCUGCAGAGAGAGCUGGUGUCCAGCCGGGCAGAGCUGGACUCCCUGAAGACCACCAUGGCAUCAUCACAGCAGUCCAGCGAGGUGCUCAGCACUCAGCUCUCCACCCUGGAGUCCGAGAAAGCCGAGCUCGUGCAGACCUUGUUGAAGGUGGAGGCAGAGCUGGCGGUGCGGGGGGAGGAGCUUGAGCAAGUCCAGAGCUCGCUGGCGACGGAGAGGGAGAGCGGGGUGAAGACGGCGGAGGCCCUGCAGAAUCAGCUCAAUGAGAAGGAGAGCAGGGAGCAGGCGUUGGAGAGCCAGCUGGUGGCGGCUCGGUGGUCUAGCCUGCAAGGAGCCGUGGAGGAGGCCGAGAAGAUCAUCCAGGACUCGCUGGCUCAGAUCGACGACCCGGCACACAUCAGCUGCACCAGCUCCGCAGACUACCUGGCAUCCAGAUGUCAAGCCUCUUUAGACUGUGUGGAACGAUUACAUUCUGCCAGAGAUGCCUUCUUGGCUGACAACACAGGUGUGUCUGACUUAGUGCGAAUGGUGACCCAGUGUGGCCACCUGGUGGGCGACACCAUCGUUCAAGGCAGUGCGACCUCCCACAUGGUGCCUGUGGAGCAGGCUGAUGCGCUGUCAGAGAGCGUGAAGGCGUGCGGCGCUGAAGCUCUGGCUCUGCUGGGACACAUGAAGCAGCAGGACAGCCUGGCUGCAGUGGAUGACGGCAAGCUGAAGGCAGCUCUGGAGGCCAUCCUGGCCACCGCAGAGAAACUGCGUCCUCGGGGUCUGGAGCUGCAACAGGGAGAGCUGGGAGAUCUGGUGGAGCAGGAGAUGGCUGCCACUUCCGCUGCUGUGGAAUCAGCCGCUGCUAGGAUAGAGGAAAUGCUCAACAAGUCUCGGGCAGUUGAUACAGGAAUCAAGAUGGAGGUCAACGAGAGGAUCUUGGCCUCCUGCACAGAGCUGAUGCAGGCGAUCAAGGAGCUCAUUCUGUCUUCCAAAGAUCUGCAAAGGGACAUCGUGGAGAGUGGCAGGGGGGCAGCCACCAUGAAGGAAUUUUACGCCAAGAACUCCCGCUGGACCGAAGGCCUGAUCUCUGCCUCUAAAGCAGUGGGAUGGGGCGCCACAGUCAUGGUAGAUGCUGCUGACCUGGUGGUGCAGGGCAAAGGGAAGUUUGAGGAGCUGAUGGUGUGUUCACAUGAAAUAGCUGCCAGCACUGCACAGCUAGUGGCUGCUUCCAAGGUAAAAGCAGACAAAGACAGCAGCAACUUGCACCGGCUGCAGCAGGCAUCCCGCGGCGUCACACAGGCCACCGCAGCUGUCGUGGCCUCCACCAAGUCCGGGAAAUCCCAGAUUGAAGAGACAGAUACGAUGGAUUUCUCCAGCAUGACUCUGACUCAGAUCAAACGACAAGAGAUGGAUGCACAGGACCACAGUGGACCCUGA
Stegastes partitus (bicolor damselfish) is the source of this 4464-nucleotide messenger RNA. RefSeq names its product huntingtin interacting protein 1 (gene hip1). Gene Ontology annotation, molecular function: clathrin-cargo adaptor activity; phosphatidylinositol-3,4-bisphosphate binding; phosphatidylinositol-3,5-bisphosphate binding. Gene Ontology annotation, cellular component: clathrin-coated vesicle; presynapse; cortical actin cytoskeleton. Bases 1531 to 4464 code for a protein of 977 amino acids. The transcript is spliced from 30 exons. The record is from RefSeq and is a predicted model, not a curated record. Lineage: Eukaryota; Metazoa; Chordata; Actinopteri; Pomacentridae. Gene Ontology annotation, biological process: endocytosis; actin filament organization; clathrin coat assembly.